Molecule: messenger RNA, 1557 nt
Organism: Apiotrichum porosum
Lineage: Eukaryota; Fungi; Basidiomycota; Tremellomycetes; Trichosporonales; Trichosporonaceae
Exons: 8
Coding region: 1-1557 (518 amino acids)
Biological process (GO): transmembrane transport
Cellular component (GO): membrane
Molecular function (GO): transmembrane transporter activity
Source: RefSeq, a predicted model, not a curated record
AUGGCGACCAUGGACGACAGGAAGUCAUUCGACAAAGGACUUGACGAGGAGCGCAUGGAGGAGGCUGUCGCUGUCAACACGUCAGCCGCUUCGAAAAUCGCUCAACAGCACGCCGACCUCUAUGCUGAAGCACUUGCCAAGUACGGAGUGGACGGCGACAUCGACCCUGCGGCAGAAAAGCGCGUGAAGCGUAAGCUUGACCGUCGCAUUCUCCCCGCUCUUGGAAUCUGCUAUUUCUUCUACUAUGUAGACAAGACCACGUUGUCGUACGCGGCAAUUUUCGGCAUCAAGGAUGAUUUGAAGCUCGUCGGCACCGACUACUCGUGGCUCUCGUCCAUCUUCUACUUCGGUUGGCUCGCCUGGGCGAUCCCUUCCAACCUCAUCAUGCAGCGUUGCCCGCCCGCCUACUAUCUGGCCUUCAACAUCUUCAUGUGGGGAGCUCUUCUCAUGUGCCAGACAGCUGUCAAGAACUUUGCUUCGCUCGCUGCGCUUCGUGUUCUGAGCGGCGCAUUCGAGGCAAUCGCCGACCCCGCAUUCAUGCUCAUCACGAGUAUGUACUACACAAGGGCCGAGCAGCCAUCGCGUAUCUCGGCCUGGUAUGUCUGGAACGGCGUCGGUGUUGCCGGCGGCGGUUUAAUUGGUUACGGUAUUGGCAACAUCAAGGGCUCCAUGGCAAGCUGGAGGUACGAAUUCCUCAUUGUCGGCGCAUUCUGUUCCGCCUGGGCACUUGUUCUCGGCUAUGUUCUUCCCAACUCGCCAGCCACUUUCCGCGGAUUCACUCAUGAGGAGAAACUCAUCAUGAUUGCUCGCAUGGCCAAGAACCAGACGGGUAUUGAGCAGCGCAAGAUCCGUUGGGACCAGAUCAGGGAGGCGUUCACCGACUACAAGACCUACCUGUUCACCCUCCUCGGAUUCAUCGCCAACAUUCCCAACGGUGGACUGAGCAACUUCAGUACCCUCGUCAUCAAGGGACUCGGAUUCGACACCCUCAAGACCGCGCUUCUCGGUAUCCCGCAGGGUGCCUUCGUCGUCAUUUGGAUCACUGCUGGCGCUCUUCUGAACGACAGGCUCCCGAAGAACAGUCGUACCCUCGUCUGCGCGCUCUUUAUGCUCCCUACCAUCGCCGGCGCCCUUGGAUUCCUCCUGGCCCCGAAGGACGCUUACGUGGGGCGCCUCAUCUGCUUCUACUUGACCGGCUCCUAUCAGUCGAGCUUCGUUAUCUCUCUCUCGCUCAUUACGUCCAACACAGGAGGUCAAUCAAAGAAGAUGAUAGUUAGCGGAAUGAUUUGGUUUGGAGCCUGCUUAGGAAACAUCGCUGGCCCGUUCUUCUACAAGACCAACCAGGCGCCCAAGUACCAGCUGGGUAUCGGCUCUCUCCUCGUCGCGAACUGCCUGGAGUUUAUCCUGUUCUUCGUCCUCCGCUACGCGUUCAUCUAUGAGAACCGCAAGAAGCGUCUUGCUCGUGAGCGCGGUGAGGUCACGACUAUCGAUGCCUCGGAGACUGCCUUCUCCAACAUGACCGACAAGCAGAACCCCAACUUCGAGUACGUGUACUAA